Molecule: messenger RNA, 1776 nt
Organism: Andrographis paniculata
Lineage: Eukaryota; Viridiplantae; Streptophyta; Magnoliopsida; Lamiales; Acanthaceae
Product: 3-oxo-Delta(4,5)-steroid 5-beta-reductase
Exons: 1
Coding region: 123-1283 (386 amino acids)
Source: RefSeq, a predicted model, not a curated record
CUAAUUUUAUCACCCCCUAAGUAUAUACAGUGAAAAAUGGUAAUGUGCAUAAAGCCAUAAACCAUUGCUAUAAAUAAGGAAGGUAUUGAUGCAUUCAAGAAUCAAGAAUCAAGAAUUCAUCAAUGGCUCUACAUGAUACAAAAAAACACAACACUAAACCUAAUGUAGCAGCCAUCUUUGGGGUGACUGGCCUUGUGGGGAGACAGCUUGCAAGAAGCCUGCUUUCGGCAGGGCCCGGCGACAUCGACGUCGACGACGACUGGAAGGUCUACGGCGUCGCCCGGCGCCGCCUUCCGGAAGAGGAAGACGAGUUCCGGGGACACCCCGGAUACCGUUUCGUUUUGUGCGAUCUACUUUGUCGUGAGGACGUCGAAAAAAAGCUCGCCCCGAUGGAUGACGUUACUCACGUCUUUUGGCUCACUUGGGCCGCCGGGUUCCCCGUCGACACCGUCGAGUGCUACGACGAAAACAAGUCGAUGAUGGGCAACGCUUUGGACGUGAUUCUCCGAAACGCGACGGGGCUACGGCACGUCUCGUUGCAAACCGGGGUGAAGCAUUACGUGUCGUUGACUGGCGGGUCGGGGGACGAGGGGGUCAUGUUGUACGACGAGGAGUCUCCGAGGAUCGACGUCGGGCGUAACUUCUACUACGGUCUCGAGGACUUGUUGGACGAGAAAUUGCCGGGUCGUAACGUCGCAUGGUCGAUCCACCGGCCGGGAUUGAUCGCGGGGUGCUCGAGGAGAACGUUUUAUAACUUCGUCGGAAGUUUAUGCGUUUACGGCACCUUGUGCAAGUAUUUAGGUCUCCCAUUUUUGUUCGGCGGGACGCGUCGUUGUUGGGAGGAGAUGCAUAUCGAUUGCUCGGAUGCUCGGCUCGUCGCCGAGCAACAUGUGUGGGCGGCGACGAGGGGCGGGCCCCGCAGAGGGGAAGCAUUUAAUGCGAUCAACGGUGAGGAUUACGCGUGGAAGGAGAUAUGGGGGGCGAUCGGGGAGAAGCUCGGGGUUACGGGCGGGGGGGUUUCGGAGGAAUUCGUGUACGCCGAGGCGAUGGCGGGAAAGGAAGAUGUUUGGAGAGAAAUUGUCGAGGGAAACGGACUUGUGAAGACGGAAGUCGAGGAAUUGGCGAACUGGCAGAUGUUGGAUGUGAUGUUUCGAAUCCCGAAGAAAAUGUUGGUAAGUAGAAAGAAGAUUGAUUCAAUGGGGUUCAAGACAAGAAGGUAUGGUGCCUUGGAUUCAAUGUUGUAUUGGAUUGAUGUUAUGAGGAAACAUAAGUAUAUCCCUUAAGACAUUGCUAUUGGUAUGAAAUAUUGUAUUACAAACUCAUAAAAGUUUUAUUUUUAAUGAUAUUGAAUCAAAUAAAGUUGUAUAAAUUCUUAAAAUGUUCAUCUUAAUGACAAUGGUCGGUGCCAAGAAGUUAUAAUAUUAAAAAUAUAUGUCAAAAUAAUAAUUAACUAAAAAUAUAAAUAAAUAAGUAAAGAAAUUAUAAAAUAAUGAGUUCGUGCUAAAUCGUGGUUUGAAUUGUUGGUAGCAUAUCAUAUUUAGAAUUCGGCGGUCAAAGCCUAAGCAUAGAUGGACGGACAUCGAGAAAUGUACCUUUAUUAAUUAAUAGGUUAUUAAUCUUCUGAAACAAAUAAAUAAAAUAAAAUAAAAUAGAGUUAUUAAUAAAAUUCAAUUUAUUAAUAGCUAGAACAUGAUUACUUUUUCUUCUCUUUUCUUUUUUAAAUUUUUUAUGAGAAUUUCUAAUGCACCCAAUAUUGUUUAAAAUAUAACUAUUAAG